GACGUAAUGGAAAAUCCACAUGGAAAAUCCAAUUACGUCGAUCUGCUUUACGGUUACCUGCUGUUAUCAGUAUCACAGGGAAAAUAUCCACUUGGAAAAUCCAAUUACGUGUAUGCGUUACGGUUACCUUCUGAUUAUUUCAUUAGAAGUAAAGGAAAAAUACAAAAAGGCGUGUUCAAAACCAAAAGAUCUCAAAAUGGAUGGGCGUAAAAAUUCAGAUCGACAUUUAAAAAUCAGUUAUUUUGCUGCAAGUGCGCUCGUGAUUUUCGCGUUCUUUUCCUAUGGACUUUCUCCCAUUAAAGCUGAAACAUUUGCAUGCGGACAGGAUAUAUGUAAUAAAGGUUACACUGUUUGUAUAUCUCCACCACUCGUUUUGACUCAGACAGAUUCUUAUUGCAUACCGUGUGAACAGUUUGAAGGAACUUGUGGUACCGCAGACCAACAAAAUGGCUGCCAUCUUUAUUGCAGGGAUUUGAUUACGAAAGAGCUGAGAACGGCAAAUACAAAAAUACAGAACCUUGAACAAGAAAAGUCCGUGCUUGAAAAAGUAAACAAAGAUUUAACAGCUGGACUGGUAGCAUCUGUGUGUUUCGACGUGGUAUUGCUAACAGGAAUAUUUGUCCUAAUUUGGUUGUAUAGACGUAGAUGUGAAAAAUGUGUUCAAAGAAACAGCGAUGAAUCGCAAUCUUUAAGUUCUUCUGAUUCCGCAGCAACACAUUUAUUGUCAACAAGCUCUGGCUCUAGUGCAACGAGUAUUACCACACAGAAAGAGAAAACUGGAGACAGUAUCGAAGAAAAAAACGACACUAGUAAAGAUACAGAAAACGGUAGCAGGAAAGACGUACAGAGUGAUUGCUACGGCGAUAAUAAACUGCAUAACGUGAAUCCCGUGCAGUCUGAGAACAAAUCCGAAAUGGCCGUAAAAUGAAAAUAUGAAGCUCCUUAAGCAUUCCUUUAUGAUUUACAUCAAAAGACUGAAUUGUACAACUCGAAAUACAUAACAGAUAUCAGUUUCAUUUUCACUCAUAUUACGGAACGAUCAUGGAGGGUUCAAGUCAGAUUUUUUUUUCAAAAUUCCUUCCAUAAAAUCUUCACAUUAUAAAUGAUACGCAUGUGGCAGCAACUUCAGAGAAAACACACGCCCUUGCUAGUUCAAUUUACAUGUAAGAUUUUUAAGCUCUGUCUAUCGUUUACUGUCACAUCCCUCUUCAGAAGUGCAUGCCAUGAUCAGUAGAAGAAAAUAUUUAAACACCCCUAGGAAAUUUCCUAGUAGAUAGUGAGAAUGUGAAAUAAAAGCAGAUAGCAUGUUACGUGUAACGUAAGGUAGAAAUGAGAGAGCUGACCUGAAAGAGUUCAAGCUGGGCAUGACAGCGUGUGAUGAGGUAGACCAUGUCAGAGUACUGUGGCAUUUGGGGGGAAAGACAAUUUGAAAUAUGUGCAAACAUAAACCUGGCGGAGACAAUAUACGUGCAUAAGGCAGGUAAUCUUAACAGAAGGUUGGAGAUAUGGGACGCUACGAAAAUAAAACUCGUGAAACAAGUGAAUAACGUAGAUAGUGUGAAGUGUAUGUAGAUAUAUGUGCUUUUUGGGGUGUGAGGUUUUGGAAAUUUUAUUUCCCAAUUAGUAUUGACUUAAAUAUUGUAUCAUUUAUCAGUGUAUAUAUAUAAAUAUAUUGGACAUGAUUGCUGUAAUCUAUAUCAGGUAUAUGUUGUCUGCAACGUUUCGUGAUGUGUGCUUAAAAUUAAUAUACAUGUAAGAAUAAAAAAUAGA
Mercenaria mercenaria is the source of this 1770-nucleotide messenger RNA. RefSeq lists its product as uncharacterized. The record is from RefSeq and is a predicted model, not a curated record. Bases 20 to 928 code for a protein of 302 amino acids. The transcript is spliced from 4 exons. NCBI's taxonomy places the organism in Eukaryota, Metazoa, Mollusca, Bivalvia, Venerida, Veneridae.